CCUUUAUUAAAGGCCACUAAGUGAGUGAAUCGAUAAGCAUUAUAAUGGCGUCAGCAUCAACGUGUAAUUGUUGCAGAAGGAAGCAUGUCUCAAACUCACCAUCCCCACCUCCAACUCCAACUUCAUCUCUUCCACAAAUUCUUUCUUCUUCUUCUUCUUCUUCUCGCAACAUCACCCUUCACCAGUUUUUGCCCCUUCACUCAUCAUCGCAUUCCGAAACUGAACAAAUCUUCAAAUCCAAAGCAUGCACUUCUCACUCUGCAAACUCCGAGGAACGGUUUAAGCGCCUCAUCAAGAGUCGAGACUGUGCUGCUCGCUCAAGAGCCAAACAACAGGCUUAUCAAAACCACUUGGAAACUAAACUUGCCCUUUUAAUACAAGAAAAUUCAACACUCAGAACCCAGGUUGAAGAGAUGAAAAUUCGAUUGAAAUGUGGUGGUGCACCUCCGAAAAAGCACAGUCUCUACAGAACCUCAACAUCUCCAUUUUGAGAUGCAUCGCUGCAAUAUGCUUGCAAAGUGGUCCAAACAUGUUCCGACAAACCUUAUUGGACCCUUUCUCCGCACUCCCCCCGAUAAAGAAAAUAUUUCUGAACCAUCCCCACACUUUCUUUUAUUUACCUCCUUACCACACUUUUCUGUUAUUUUUGGUUACAAUUAUGUUUCUGAAAACCCAAUUCUCACUUCCUAUUACCUGCCCUUUAUUGUCCAAAAAGGAUGGCCAAUGAAACUGGCCCACCGAUGCUAUUUGAUGUUUCC
Molecule: messenger RNA, 758 nt
Organism: Vigna angularis (adzuki bean)
Lineage: Eukaryota; Viridiplantae; Streptophyta; Magnoliopsida; Fabales; Fabaceae
Product: protein FD-like
Exons: 3
Coding region: 45-491 (148 amino acids)
Biological process (GO): positive regulation of DNA-templated transcription
Cellular component (GO): nucleus
Molecular function (GO): DNA-binding transcription factor activity
Source: RefSeq, a predicted model, not a curated record